Procambarus clarkii (red swamp crayfish) is the source of this 2907-nucleotide messenger RNA. The record is from RefSeq and is a predicted model, not a curated record. Lineage: Eukaryota; Metazoa; Arthropoda; Malacostraca; Decapoda; Cambaridae.
AUGCUGCCUGUUUUGGCUGUGUUUGCUACGCUCGUCCAGGGCGACGCAAACAUUCAGAUGUGGAGUGUUGACGUAUUAAAAACUAACGAAGUGAUCCGGGAACUAGAAAACGGCGGUUACUUCGAUAUUUGGGGCGACAAUACAACCCACGCCCAGAUUCUGGUACGCUAUGUUCCAGGUAUCCAUGCUCGUGAAUGGAUCUCUCCUGCCGUCUCUAUGUAUAUCCUGAACCUGCUGAAUUUAGAAGAGUCUUGGCGAGACCUGCUGAAGAGGACGGAGUGGCUGUGGAGAAAGAAUCGCCAGACCCUCCAUGAUAGAGGUUGCAAAGGCGUGAGCCUGAUCCGUGACUUGGACUUGGAAUGGAGCUUCAGCACUCCAUUCGACCCGUGUAGUGAGACAAAGGCGUCACACCCUUCACUGAACCAGAAACCCAAGGUCUCCAAGCAAUCAUGGAAACACCACUGCUGCACACAAGUACUGUACAUAAACGGGCGUGGUGCCAGCUCACGCAGUCUUCCGAGCUUGGUGCCAGCUCACCCCGUCUCCCGAGCUUGGUGCCAGCUCACCCCGUCUCCAGGGCCUGGUGCCAGCUCACCCCGUCUCCAGGGCCUGGUGCCAGCUCACCCCGUCUCCAGGGCCUGGUGCCAGCUCGCCCUGUCUCCAGGGCCUGGUGCCAGCUCGCCCCGUCUCCAGGGCCUGGUGCCAGCUCGCCCCGUCUCCAGGGCCUGGUGCCAGCUCGCCCCGUCUCCAGGGCCUGGUGCCAGCUCGCCCCGUCUCCAGGGCCUGGUGCCAGCUCGCCCCGUCUCCAGGGCCUGGUGCCAGCUCACCCCGUCUCCAGGGCCUGGUGCCAGCUCGCCCCGUCUCCAGGGCCUGGUGCCAGCUCACCCCGUCUCCAGGGCCUGGUGCCAGCUCGCCCCGUCUCCAGGGCCUGGUGCCAGCUCGCCCCGUCUCCAGGGCCUGGUGCCAGCUCGCCCCGUCUCCAGGACCUGGUGCCAGCUCGCCCCGUCUCCAGGGCCUGGUGCCAGUUCGCCCCGUCUCCAGGGCCUGGUGCCAGCUCGCCCCGUCUCCAGGGCCUGGUGCCAGCUCGCCCCGUCUCCAGGGCCUGGUGCCAGCUCGCCCCGUCUCCAGGGCCUGGUGCAAGCUCGCCCCGUCUCCAGGGCCUGGUGCCAGCUCGCCCCGUCUCCAGGGCCUGGUGCCAGCUCGCCCCGUCUCCAGGGCCUGGUGCCAGCUCGCCCCGUCUCCAGGGCCUGGUGCCAGCUCGCCCCGUCUCCAGGGCCUGGUGCCAGCUCGCCCCGUCUCCAGGGCCUGGUGCCAGCUCGCCCCGUCUCCAGGGCCUGGUGCCAGCUCGCCCCGUCUCCAGGGCCUGGUGCCAGCUCGCCCCGUCUCCAGGGCCUGGUGCCAGCUCGCCCCGUCUCCAGGGCCUGGUGCCAGCUCGCCCCGUCUCCAGGGCCUGGUGCCAGCUCGCCCCGUCUCCAGGGCCUGGUGCCAGCUCUCCCCGUCUCCAGGGCCUGGUGCCAGCUCGCCCCGUCUCCAGGGCCUGGUGCCAGCUCGCCCCGUCUCCAGGGCCUGGUGCCAGCUCGCCCCGUCUCCAGGGCCUGGUGCCAGCUCGCCCCGUCUCCAGGGCCUGGAGCCAGCACGCCCCGUCUCCAGGGCCUGGAGCCAGCACGCCCCGUCUCCAGGGCCUGGAGCCAGCUCGCCCCGUCUCCAGGGCCUGGAGCCAGCUCGCCCCGUCUCCAGGGCCUGGAGCCAGAUCGCCCCGUCUCCAGGGCCUGGAGCCAGCUCGCCCCGUCUCCAGGGCCUGGAGCCAGCUCGCCCCGUCUCCAGGGCCUGGAGCCAGCUCGCCCCGUCUCCAGGGCCUGGAGCCAGCUCGCCCCGUCUCCAGGGCCUGGAGCCAGCUCGCCCCGUCUCCAGGGCCUGGAGCCAGCUCGCCCCGUCUCCACGGCCUGGAGCCAGCUCGCCCCGUCUCCAGGGCCUGGAGCCAGCUCGCCCCGUCUCCCGGGCCUGGAGCCAGCUCGCCCCGUCUCCCGGGCCUGGAGCCAGCUCGCCCCGUCUCCCGGGCCUGGAGCCAGCUCGCCCCGUCUCCCGGGCCUGGAGCCAGCUCGCCCCGUCUCCCGGGCCUGGAGGCAGCUCGCCGCGUCUCCCGGGCCUGGAGCCAGCUCGCCCCGUCUCCCGGGCCUGGAGCCAGCUCGCCCCGUCUCCCGGGCCUCGUGCCAGCUCGCCCCGUCUCCCGGGCCUUGUGCCAGCUCGCCCCGUCUCCCGGGCCUCGUGCCAGCUCGCCCAGUCUCCCGGGCCUCGUGCCAGCUCGCCCAGUCUCCCUGGCUUCGUGCCAGUCUCCCUGGCUUCGUGCCAGUCUCCCUGGCUUCGUGCCAGUCUCCCUGGCUUCGUGCCAGUCUCCCUAGCUUCGUGCCAGUCUCCCUGGCUUCGUGCCAGUCUCCCUGGCUUCGUGCCAGUCUCCCUGGCUUCGUGCCAGUCUCCCUGGCUUCGUGCCAGUCUCCCUGGCUUCGUGCCAGUCUCCCUGGCUUCGUGCCAGUCUCCCUGGCUUCGUGCCAGUCUCCCUGGCUUCGUGCCAGUCUCCCUGGCUUCGUGCCAGUCUCCCUGGCUUCGUGCCAGUCUCCCUGGCUUCGUGCCAGUCUCCCUGGCUUCGUGCCAGUCUCCCUGGCUUCGUGCCAGUCUCCCUGGCUUCGUGCCAGUCUCCCUGGCUUCGUGCCAGUCUCCCUGGCUUCGUGCCAGUCUCCCUGGCUUCGUGCCAGUCUCCCUGGCUUCGUGCCAGUCUCCCUGGCUUCGUGCCAGUCUCCCUGGCUUCGUGCCAGUCUCCCUGGCUUCGUGCCAGUCUCCCUGGCUUCGUGCCAGUCUCCCCGGCUUCGUGCCAGUCUCCCUGGCUUCGUGCCAGUCUCCCUGGCUUCGUGA